AUGUCUACCCCUGUACCAAAAGUGGCUCCCUACAUGACUGAUAAACGCGCGAUGCAAUAUGGUUCCUCCGUACCUCGCCAACAAUCUUGGGAUAGUGUUCAAGCCCUGACGGACAGUAUGCACAAAAUGAAUGUUCGAAAUAGUCCUGUCGGAAAAGCCAAACAAAAGCCCGGGUCCCAAUCCGACUCUUCCUCUGAGUCAGCGCCUGUUGUGACCCCUGUGCCUGCAAAGGAUGCCGACUCGGUAAAUAACCUCGAGUCGGCUAAGGGUCAACAGCCAGCACACCUUCAUGGUUCGCAGUAUCAGGGAGCUGGCGGGUAUCAAUAUCGUGGCAUGAACAAUCCCCUCGGAGGCGGAAAACCGGAGGAAGUUUUACAAGUUGAUUACAAUCUACAACCACGUCACUUUAUUCCCUCUGGCAUGACGUCCUCUCCCCCUUCCAUCAAUAACACACCAGUCUCUCGACCUACGGCCCCUGGCACAUUCGUUCCUCCUGCUCAGAACCUCCUUGGGAAUAAUCUGCACGGGUCUAAUCAGAAUGCCCCCGUUAACCCUGCAUUGAACGGAUUCUAUAACCAACCUAUCCCUGGAGCUGGUUAUCCUGGUGCCGUGCCAGGGGGUGACAAUAAAGCUGUCCAGGAUAUUGCCGCACAGAUUGCAGUUGCUAACGCUCUUCAAGGACUCAAUCCAGGAGCGACGGGCCCUCAACAAGGACCUCUCAACCCUGCUGCUUUGGCUGCAGCCGCCGCAGCCGCUGGAUACGGAAACAACCCUAUGCUUCCUAAUAUCUACGGGAACACACUCUAUGCUGCCGCUGGUGGAGCCCCGGGAGCAGCACCAUUCUAUCCAGGUCAAGAAAACAUGGCUGCUGCUGUAGUCAAUGCUGUGGCUUCCCUUCCCCCUGCGGCUUUCCAGGCUGCACUUCAGCAUGCUGGCCUUGGUACUUACCCACUCAACGGGGUCGGGGUCGUUAACCAGGGUGGGCCGAGCGCAAAUAAUAGAAAGCUUAACCUUUACAAAACCGAGCUGUGCCGUAGCUGGGAGGAGAAAGGGACAUGCCGAUAUGGGCCUAAAUGUCAGUUUGCACACGGUGAAGAUGAGCUCAAGAGGGUUCAGAGACACCCCAAGGAAUUGCCUCCAGGUGGAGCUGCCCCAGGGGUCGUUGAAGAAAAGGAAAUAACAGAGACCAGGGAAAGGGCACAAAGUGCAGGCAGUGACUCUGAGCAGCAGCAAACCUCCAUGCUUGCAAGAAUUAAGCGAAACGAGGCAACAACUCCCUCGCCUCCAACAGUCACGGCCACACCUCAGAUGGCAAACGGACCCGUCAACGGCAUUACCAACGGUAGACCCAGCCCUGCCGCUCUCAGAGUGGAUACAAAAUCGCUCGAGCAGACUGUCCCCAAGAAUUCGUAUCCUUAUACGAGCAACCCGGCCAUGCCUGCCCCCGGCCUUCCAAUUGUUACUGACGUGAGGGUUGGCCGUCUCUCUCCAGUGCCCGCUACAGCCGGAGCGGACUUUGGAAGACACGCGGCUGCAAGACUGGAGGUCGUUGGAGUCAGUCCCCAGUCAACUCAAGCACAACGCCCACCGCAACCCGGCCACUUGAGGUCCGUGUCCCAGAACUUUGCCUCGAGCGCGAUCGAGCCAAAUAAUGGACGCGCUUCUCCUGGCAUGGCCCAUUUACGUUCAGACAGUUGGGGGGCAAAUGCUUUGAUCGCCCCUGCAUCUGCAAUUGAACCACCAGCAAAGUAUAACGAAAGGAAGUGGGCAUAG
Messenger RNA from Acaulospora colombiana, 1773 nucleotides. The record is from the annotation of a GenBank genome assembly. NCBI's taxonomy places the organism in Eukaryota, Fungi, Glomeromycota, Glomeromycetes, Diversisporales, Acaulosporaceae.